CGUCUUCGGCAUCCUACAGGACUCCUGUAUCAUUCUAAUCACGUUGAGUUGGAAUAAAUCAGCGUGGGAAGACCCCCCCUCCCCUCCUCUUUCUCUUCUUCUCCUCCUGCAGUUUGCUUCCCACGUCUGCUUCCUUUUUUUGUGACUUUCAGGUUCCACUCCAAGAAGGACAUCAUGGCAGGAGGACUGAAGAGCGGCGAUCCAGAGGAGGAGUUUGUGCACUCGCCCUUCAUCCGAAAGCAAGGCAACAUUUACAAGCCCUACAACAAGGACAUGGACAACGACAGCAUCAACGAAAAGUCCAUGAUGGAUGACGUGCACACGAAGGAGAUCGAUCUAGUCAACCGGGACCCGAAGCACAUCAACGACGACGUGGUCAAGGUAGACUUUGAGGAUGUGAUCGCCGAGCCGGCAGGGACGUACAGCUUUGACGGCGUGUGGAAGGCGAGCUUCACCACCUUCACGGUCACCAAGUACUGGUUCUACCGCCUGCUGACGGCAGUGAUAGGCAUCCCGCUGGCGCUGGUGUGGGGCAUCUUCUUCGCCAUCCUGUCCUUCGUGCACAUCUGGGCGGUCGUGCCAUGCAUCAAGAGCUACCUGAUCGAGAUCCACUGCGUGAGCCGCGUGUACUCCAUCUGCGUGCACACCUUCUGCGACCCGUUGUUCGAAGCCAUGGGAAAGUGCUUCAGCAAUGUGCGGAUCAGCACCAUCAAGGAAGUGUAGGCUCCCAAAGAAGGAGGAUUCAUGGGGAAAUGGGGAAGGGGGUGUGGGCUUAGAGCGACACAGAUGGAUGGAGGACAUUGUCAUAUUUGGUGAAAAGGGGGCAUGUUAUCACUGUACUUCUUUUUGGUGGUGGUAACAGGAAAUCAAUGAGAAGAGGUGGUCUAUGUUUGUGUUCUGGAUCUUUGCCUCAUUUUUAAUCUAUUAAGCAAACAUCUCCACAUUCACCUUCUCUGUGUUUGCUUGUGGAGCCGCUGGCCAGGCGGGACGGUGGCCCAAAUCCUGCUGACACCACACAAAACCAAACAAGCAUGCAGCAACGCCACCCCACCCUCCAUCCCCAUGCCCCCCAUGACCUCCAAAAACACCCCUCCCUCCUCCCCUACCUGGCUUUGCUGCAGUCUGACACACUGAACCUACCUGCCUUUUUAUUUCCUGCAUGGCGCUGCAACACGCCGUCCGCCGCCUGCUGCUGCUGCUCACUUGCUUCACCUUCAAAAAAUGUUUCAAUUUCACCUUUUGGCUUCUUUUUUCUUGUAGUCUUCUGCCCGACACAUCAAUAAUAUGAAGAACUUUGGGCAGCUAGCUAGCAUCCAUGUGCAACUUGACUUGGACUCUCUGUUAUAGUGCAUUAAAAUGACAACUAUGCAAUAACCUGAAUUCCCAGGAACAUUCUAUUUCUUGCGUGCUGGCAUCAACCUAGCUGGCGAGCAGUUGACAAUAUAGCAAGACUUGAUGCGGACUUGCUUUGCUUUCAUUCCUGUGUGUGAAUACAGGUUGUUGGUGGUUAACACAUUUUUCUGUUUUUCUUUUGUUUUCUUAACCGUGACAAAAAGUUAUUUUUGUGUCCGCAUUUGAACAUUCAAUGUGACAUCCAAUGGCGGAGCCAGAAGUUGUUUUUUUUUAUUGAGGUGGCCAUGUGAGACCAAGUUGUUACUUGAAAUCUCUAGAUGCCGAGUGGGGUGGCCGGAGAGUGACCAUGGGUGGCCGUGGCCACCUUUUAGCUCUGCCGCUGGUGACGUCUCCCAUCAAAGUGAUGGAAGG
This is a messenger RNA of Doryrhamphus excisus (bluestripe pipefish), 1764 nucleotides long. It is a transcript of the gene cav1, whose product is annotated as caveolin 1. Gene Ontology annotation, biological process: caveola assembly; regulation of cytosolic calcium ion concentration; negative regulation of endothelial cell proliferation. Gene Ontology annotation, cellular component: sarcolemma; Golgi apparatus; cytoplasmic vesicle. The record is from RefSeq and is a predicted model, not a curated record. Lineage: Eukaryota; Metazoa; Chordata; Actinopteri; Syngnathiformes; Syngnathidae. Gene Ontology annotation, molecular function: molecular adaptor activity; protein kinase binding; transmembrane transporter binding.